AUGUACCCCUCCGAGUUCUCCUGGCGCACAACACCACCCCCCGAUCUCGAAACUCCGACAACCAUAACCACCGACCCAAACUUUAGCUUGUCCAUCCACCCCAGUUAUGCCCUCGAGUUUUCUCUUCCAGACACCUAUCCCGAUACCCAAAAACCGCAUGUGUAUUUAUCUUGUGGCGGUGACGUCGAUACCUCGACUCGCAAACGCGCAAGAGCAAAGUUGGCAGAAGUGGUCGAGGAGCAAGAGACAGGCAUGGAGAUGCUCGAUUUGAUUGUGACGUUAUUCACCGACUAUCUUCCCGAGUUGACAGAAGUCAAGUCACGUACAGACCAACAUCAAGACCAGGAGGGUAAUCAACGGCAACACACUUCGAAGAUCAAGCGAGUGGUCAUAUGGUCACACCAUCUGCUAGCCACCUCGAAACGGAAAGAUAUCCAAGCUUGGUCUAAGGAGUUGUCGUUAAGUGGUUUCAGUCGUCCAGGUCAUCCCGGCAGUAUCUUUGUCGAGGGCGAUGAAGACCAAGUGGACGAGUUCGUUCGUCGCUUGAAACAGCUGCGCUGGCAAGCCUUACAAGUCAGAGGCGAGGAAACAGCUGACAAGCGUAUCUGCGGUCCUGGUGAUGGUGUGCUCGAGGUCGAAGGCCUAGGCGACAUUGCAGAAGCACUCAAGAAGAUUGACGCCAACACUGCCGACCUUUUCCUCCAAGCCAUGAAGAUUGCAAAGACAGACUAG
This is a messenger RNA of Aureobasidium melanogenum CBS 110374, 732 nucleotides long. Its product is annotated as DUF1115-domain-containing protein. Lineage: Eukaryota; Fungi; Ascomycota; Dothideomycetes; Dothideales; Saccotheciaceae. The record is from RefSeq and is a predicted model, not a curated record. Gene Ontology annotation, molecular function: protein binding. The transcript has 2 exons. Bases 1 to 732 code for a protein of 243 amino acids.